Molecule: messenger RNA, 973 nt
Organism: Heteronotia binoei (common prickly gecko)
Lineage: Eukaryota; Metazoa; Chordata; Lepidosauria; Squamata; Gekkonidae
Product: heat shock protein 30C-like
Exons: 1
Coding region: 126-788 (220 amino acids)
Biological process (GO): response to heat; protein refolding
Molecular function (GO): protein folding chaperone
Source: RefSeq, a predicted model, not a curated record
CUUCCCCUCAGCCGUGUCUGUGGGCGGGCGAGGGAGUUAUAAAAAGGCCCACACGGCUCUCAAGCCAGACAGAAAGGCAAGACGCCAACGAAGGAUUUUCCCCUCAGCAGUGCCGUAUCAUCGCCAUGGCGACCUACAGCCGUUUCUUGCUGCGGAUGCUCCCUCUGCGUCGAUGGCCACUGCCUGGCUUGGGCCCCGUCUGGCUCAGCGACCCCCAGCCGGCCUGCAGGGUCCUGUGGCCGUCCAGCCACGGCCUCGUGGACCGAGUCGUGGCCGACGUGGAGAGGCAGAUGCAGGACAUGGAAAGGAUGACCCGGGCCUUCUUCCAGGCAUCCCCGCUGCUGACAUGGGAGCGCGAGAGCCCAAGGGAGCCACGCGAGGAGAGUGCCACGGAGGCCGCCACGAAGGGGCAACCGGACGGGAAGUACCGCUUCUCCGUGGACGUGGCAGGCUUUUCCCCCGAGGAGAUGACGGUGAAGCUGGAUGGCAGAAAAGUCACAGUGACUGCCAAGCGCCAGAGAGAGAGCAAAAGUGAGGGGGCCGGCUACUGGCAAGAGCACCAAGAGUUGCGGCGGGAGACCCUCCUUCCGCUCGACGUGGACCUCCAGGCCGUCUCGUGCUCCUUGACCCCAGGCGGGCAGCUGUGCGUCGAGGCGCCACGCUUGGCUUCUUCCACGACCACGGAGAAAGCCAUCCCGAUCGACGUCCAGCCCGCAGCGCAAAACCCACCCAACGGGGAAGAGAAAGAACCGGGGAGCGGCGAUGGAACCAAGGCAAAGGAGACCUGAUAACUGUGGGACACCCUCGCUUCUGACAUGGAAAAGCAAACUUGCAGUGGCAUCAGACGACUCUGGAGACAAGAUUUUGCAUGCACUGGGGAGGGUGCUGUUUGACCUCUAUGCUGUAUCAGGGCCGGGCCAGGCCCAUAACGACCUCUUGCUCUCUGUGUAAUAAACCUUUUCUUUUUCCAGAA